Molecule: messenger RNA, 5886 nt
Organism: Thunnus maccoyii (southern bluefin tuna)
Lineage: Eukaryota; Metazoa; Chordata; Actinopteri; Scombriformes; Scombridae
Gene: sycp2
Product: synaptonemal complex protein 2
Exons: 47
Coding region: 422-5452 (1676 amino acids)
Source: RefSeq, a predicted model, not a curated record
UGGGUCAUUUUAAAACUGUCAGAAAACGGGUGACAGUUAUUGUUAAUGUCGUGUGAGGGCGUUGUUUGACUUCAGAGUAAGUAACGCUAAAUCAUAAGAUUACUCAAAUCUGAUAUUGUAUCCCGAACUAUUUUACUCAUUCAGUGGUAGGGCAAACUAGUUUUUCGGGUUUUUUUUCGGUCAAACUGCAAUAAAUUAUGGUCGGAAAUUAGCUAGCAAGCGACAGUAAAUUUAACGGUAGCUAGCAUGAACAGCAGGUAUCUUACUCCCCACGAAUGAGGUCACAUAAUGGACUAAGUUAGAUGUCAAACAUAAGUUUUCUAGAAAUAGUUUGACCUCAUGUGCAAGACAACAUAAAGCAUCUAAGACAGCAGAGCCUGAGUGGCAGUAACGCAUAAAGGGAUCUUUCUCGGAAGGAAGAAUGGCACCGAGUCAGGACACACAGUUGGAGAAAGUCAUUGAUGAGGUGUUCAAGAGUGGGGACGUCCAAGCACUGGAUGUAUUCUUACAAAGGGACAUAUAUGAAGGGACCCCUGUAAAAUGUUCCAAGCAGUUUCUCACAAAAUUGGAUAAACUUAUCAGCAGGAGUUUGGACCAAAAAGAUUUCAAAUCAGCCAGUUUGGGUCUCGCCAUCAUCUACAAGUGUGGGAAAUAUCUGAAAGUACCUGGUGGUGGUCAAGGGCUGUCAGAAAUAAUAGCUCAAGGCUUGAUCAAAAAGAUGGUACAGUGGUUUGAGAAAUGCAGGCAACUGUGGAUCCAGCGCGGCCCACAGUGGGAUGAGACCUUGUUCAACCUUUCUGAGGACUUCUUUGAAGCCUUAAUGGUGGUUCAUGAAGCAUGCAAAAAGGGAACGUAUGAAAUUACUGAGUCCUUCCUGUAUCCUGUUGGUCAGUUGGUAGUAGACCCCAGAAUCUACAUCCUUAUACAAAAAGAGGCGAUUCGUAAAUUUAACGUAAUUCUGGACAAAAUCCCGAUGGAGCUUAAGAAAGAGAGGAAGAUCCGAACAUCACAGGAGACCUCAGAUAUCAUGAUCAAGCUGGCUGGUCAGAUAUUGGAGGGCGGAGAUUACGACUUGCAGACAGCCCUGAUGGAGGCAUUGUGCAGAAUGGCGAGUCCUGAGCAGAGGAAGGAGUUGGCGGAUCGUUGGUUCAGCAUGCAGCAUGUGGCCAGUGCCUUUGUCAAGAUCCGCGAUUCUGAGUUUGAGACUGAUUGUCGCAAGUUUCUGAACUUGGUGAAUGGGAUGCAGGGAGACAGGAGGAGAGUGUAUUCCUACCCUUGUUUGGAGGCUUAUCUUGACAAGCAUGAGCUGCUGAUGCCCGCUGAUGAGAAGCUGGAAGAAUUCUGGAUUGAUUUCAACCUUGGCAGCCACAGCAUCUCCUUUUACUUUACUUUGGCUGAUGAAGAGGCACAGGAGGGCCAGUGGGAAACGAUAUGUAUACAUGAGAAUGAAGUCCAAAGCUACACUGUUACAGAGAAGGGCAAGAGGCGAGUCUUGCAGUUAAGUCUGUCAGAAGUGGUGGUCGUGGGUGCGGUGGAAGGAUCAAGUCUUACCAUCUACUUCAGCUCCUCUCUGGACAUCCUACAGGCUGCUCGUAGCGUCUAUGGACACAGCAAAAACAAAGUAGGCUUUGUAGGAAAGACCAGCACAUCUGUAGUGAAGACUACAGUCAAAAUUUUAAUGGAGGAGAACAACUCCCAGGUUGUUCCAGAAAGCCAGGUGUCCCUUGGUGAAAGUGAGAAAAAUACUGCCCCCUACGUUUUACCUGCCCUGCCUGCACCUGUACAGAUCCAGACCCCAGCCAAGAUGAGGAUUUCAGAGUCCACCACCUUCAUCAGCAGCAGCAGUGCAGGAGGAAGUGUGCAUCGUGCCAGUUCCCUGUCUGCUGUCAUGUCAUCAACCGUGGGUAAAGGGAAACCAUCUCUGGAGAUGGUUCAUUCAUGUGAUAGGCAGAGCAAAGUUUACUUGGGAGAACUAAGGACAACUGCUAAGACCUGCAGUCAUGGCACAACACCUGGCAGCACAAAAGCAGGCGGCAUGAUAGAGCAGUCUGAUUUGUCUCAACAGAGCACAGCUUCCAAACAGGCCGUCAAGAAUACAGUCGGUAAACACAAAAAGAACAUACCAGUGACAAGAGCAGUAGAUAUGGUUCUAGCUGGACAGGGAGAAGAACAGUCUCUGGAGAAUGGUUUUGUGCCUGACACGCAACCCAGAACUGAGAGAAACAUAUCUUCUAAGUGGAGCAAACUGUCAAUUUCUGAAAUGUUAAUGAUGCCUACACAGAAAAUGAAUUCUCUGCCAAGAACUGAUUCCCCUUCAAGUUUGGCACAACAGCCAGAACGCCCAGCUUCUGCACAGAGAUUGUCUGUUCCAGGCUCAGGCCCAAUCAAACAAAAGGAACUCCAUAUCAAACUCACCCAGCGCCUGCAAGAGGUCCUCAAUGAGAGGAACCAAAAUCCUGCACCUCAGGAGUCAGCUGCAGUUCAGAGAAAAAUGUGUGAUAUCAGAGAGGACUCUAAAGGCAGAAGCUCUGCAGACCGGUGUGGUUCCACAUUGUAUACUUCCAAAGAGCAGCAGGCCCGGAGAAAUGGCCUGGCCAAAAGGAAGAGCAAAGGCCGGAUGUCACUAGAGGCAGAUGCUGAUGCAGUCAAAGCUCCAGUUAAGGCCUCCACAACCAAAGCUCUGCAGGAGAGAACACCAAAUGUGAAGGUUAAAACUAACAGUGGCCUCUCAAGGAAAGAGAAGAGAGAUGCAGAGGCUGCAGACAGCAUGGUGAAGCUCAUCUCUAGCCGUUAUGAGAUUAACACUCAAUCCACAUCAAAACCUACAGCAGAAAAUAUCCCUCAAUGCUGGAUUCCUCCAUUUGUCAACAGGCCGAUCUUUAAUAUGAACUGGCAACCAACUGCUAAAAGAGAAGACUUUGGAUCUGUGAGCUUAAUGAGAUCUCAUAGCAAAACCACAACAAAGUCUACGAGGCAGAGACAAGAUAUUUUUGCAUUCAACAUUGAUGCCCCAUUGAGUAUUGGGGGAAAGGACAAAACCCUCACUAACACCUCUGCCAUAUGGAGCAGUGAGAUCCAUGACUCCUCAAUAUCCCUCACCACAACCAAGACAGGACAACCUGUGGCAAAAGAAAAGAGGUAUGUGAAGAAGCACCUGUUCAGUGACACAGACACAGACUAUAACGUGACAGAGGUCAGCUGGUUGAGGGAGUCAAGUAGGAAACCCAAACCCAAAGUUACCAAAUACUCUAGGCCGGUGCCCGUCAAGCCUAAAGCUCUGUCACCUCAUACUUCAUAUGAAUCCCCAGAUUUACCCCCGCCCUCUCCAAAACCUGUAAAGGGCAAUACCAAACCCAAUAAGAAAAAGCUUGAUGUGAAGAAAGCAGCAGAGCAGCCAAAGUCAGUGAAGCCAGCAGCAGCACCCGGCAGACAACAUGCAGCAGGCAGGAGGUCCCAGAGAGCUGCAGCCACCAUAGCCAAGAGCUACAGAGAGCCAGACACUGAUGACAGCCAGUCAGAAUCAGAGAAGCGUCUGGCUCCCAAGUACUCCUCCACUGAUCAGCUGGAAAAAACUGAGAAAACCCAUGAGACUGCUCAGGUGAGGAAGAAAAAGACUGGCAGUAAACAACCAACCAAGAGCCAUAUGAAGCCAGGGAGCAGCCAUCAUAGCAGCCAGCCAGAGUCCGAAUCUGUGUCAGAGCAGCCACCUAUUUCCAAGAAAUAUUUUGUAGGCCAGCAGGGGAAAAGUGAGAAGACCUGUCAACAGGUUCCAGUGGUAAAGAAGAGAAAAAAUACCUCCUCUGAGCAAACUGUAGAUACCUAUAGGAGACCGGACCGCAACAACCAGUCAGAUUUUAAAAAGCCAUCUGGUCUCAAGCAGCAGAGGCCAGAGAAUGUUCUUCAAGAAACUACAAAGUUAAAUAAGACAAAUGUCAUCCCUGCUCAAGAACAGAAGAAUGCAUUGGAGGAGUCCUGGGCUGCCCGCCAGGCGUCUUUCUCUCCGUCUCCUCCUUUUAUCGAGAGGAUGAGAUCUGCUGAGAGGUCAGCCCCAACCUUGGCUUUGACCAUCUCCCCUCUCCUCACCCCGCGGGGAUCCCCACUCCCUGCCUCCCCCGACCCCCCCAGCCAGGACACCCCCUCGCCAUUCCUGCUGCUACCCAAACCUCGCUUGACAGUCAGCAGUAAAGGAAACUUCAAGCCCUCGUUCUACGGAGCAGAAAAGAAGCGCAGGACAUCCAAGACUCAGUCCAUCCAGUCUUUCUCCCCUCUCCCUUCACUGACCUCCAGAGGUCAAACCCCUGCAGCCGGUCCUCCCACUGGACCAAGUGCAGCGGAGACAAGUCCAGUCCAGCAGCGCCUAUUCUCAGCACCUCGAUCUCCUUUGUCUCUGUCCACUUGUCCCCUGCUGACGUCCACAUUCAAUGAGCUGGACAAGCCGUCACUGCCCUCUCCUCCUCAGUCACCGUUCCCUGAAGACACCGUCAACCAUGGCCGCCAUCAUGAUUUCAAUGAAGUAUCUCCAGUGUCUCGGGUGUCACUGAGCCAGUCAUCAGUACUCAGUAUUAGAGUUAAGGACAGCACCACUGCUAGCCUGGCAGUGUCUCAGAAAACAGAGAAAACACCACCUUCAGAACGAGACCUAAAACCUGCACAGCUUCAUGUCUCAGGACCCAGUCGCAAGCGCCACAUCUCUUUGUCCAGUAACUCUGAGGAAGAUGAGAGGGAAGAUAGGAAGAAAAGCAAGAUGAGAGGGCAGCGUUCUCCUCGGAUGAGACCAAGGAAGUUGUUCAAGUCCUUUGCUGAGGUGUCUACUGAAGGUGAAGUGAGCCAAGUGAUGUCUUCUUCCCACACGGUGAGCUCCAGUCACUGGGAGGCUGAAGUGGCAGAGGGAGACAUGGACAUGGAUGAGGAUCUGGAAUUUCCAGAAAUGGCCUUAAACCCAAAUAACCUGUGCCAGCAAUUCAGCUCUGAGCUGAAGAACAAGUUCCAGAACCGUUCUAAGAUGAUGGAGGUUUACAACAAGCAGUCUUUGAAGACUGUCCAGCAACAUGUCUCUUCCCUCAACAUGCAAGUUACCAAAUACAGGACUCAGAGACUUGAACAGGUACAGAAGGUCCUCUUGGAGGAGAUCCACAAACUGGAGCAGGAUGACACUACACUGAAAAACAUGGAGAAAGACCUGACUAUGUACUGGAAAAAGCAGAUCAUGGCGUUCCAUUCUUACCAGGAGCAGGAAACCAGGAGAAACGAGACCCUGAAGAAAACUCUCCAGAGUAACGUGUGUCACAGCUUGGAGUACGAGGAAAGAAUAUUCACAUCCCAGAUGCGCCUGAUAAGAAAAGACAUGAAGUCAGUUCAGGACAGACUCCUCGGCGAGAUGCAAGAAGGGGAGUUGAAGAGUGUGAAGAGAGGUCUGCAUGCUUUGUUUUUCCCUGAUGGAGCCAGGUUUUGAGUUGAACACAGUCCUGCUAAAGGUCUCUACACACUAAACAAGGUUGUGUAGUACAUCACACCAUGCACACUGUGCUGUGUACUUUCAUUAACAUUUAAUUAACAUUGUUUCCUUGAAGUUGAGAUUUCCAGGUUCUGCUUUUAGCAUCUUUCUUUAGUAUCUGUAUGUGUUUAUUUUUUUCUGACCUGGAUGUGUUGCUGUUACAUGUUUAUUUUUAUGAGAAAUGUUAUAAUAUUCUAAUAUUAAUUAUUUUAUGAGAUUUAUAAAUUCAAUGGAUUUUAGUGUUCUUUGAAAGUAAGUACAGGUAAUGAGCUUUUUCCAUGUCUUUAAUUGUGUUGGCUCUAUGAUUUUUUUUAAUACAAAUUGCUGAUUUAUUUAUGUAGGUUAGAGAAGAACUGAAAAUGGCAAACUAAAGAUUGAAAAUGUUCACUUUA